CGGUUAUUUAAGAGUUAGAUGUUUUGGAACAUUGGAAAUAAGAGUGCUAUCCCAUUAAAGAGACGAAAAUUCCAUAAGAACCUCGUGAAGAACGUCGAAGGAUAUACAUUGGCAAUUUUGCAUCUUGAUUAAGCAUCAUCAUUGUCAGUGGUAUUAUCAGUGAAUAAUAGUGAGAAUCAGGCGAGCAUUAUCGCGCCGAGCGGCGCGAUGCUCGCUGUCGGUGGUAUCCAAGAGGAGGCCGUCACGGCGACGAGCGGCGUCGUCGGCAAGGCCGCUGAAGAAUGGACAACGAACGCGAUAAGAAGAGUCACGGUUACAACUGUCAGUGCGUUCGUCGGCACGGCACGCGACGCCGACGUCGGCGUCGUCGUCGAUCGCCGCUGUUCUUUUGCCGCGGUCGCCGGACAAAUCGAGCGAGUCGCGCGGUGAUUCGCGUGUGAGGUGAGUUCGUGGUCGCCGAUUUGUUGGAUGGAAGACGACGACGACGAAGGCGGCGACGACGACGCGACGCGAGAUGCCUGGUAUCGUGGUAUUCCGACGACGCUGGAGCGUCGGCAGCGACGACCUCGUCGUGCCCGGCGUUUUUCUGUUCAUCGUGCAUCUCAUAUGGUUGACAGUGUUGGGUAUUCUACUGGGAAUUCUCGAAUGGGAUCGUAGCGAUACUUGCGUUCUUCUUUUGUGGCAGUACGUGAUCGGAUAUGAGGGUCUUUUCGUGGUUUGUAUGAUGGUAGAAUUCUACAUCUGCUUCUUGGCAACGAGAGGCAGCAUCCUGGAUACAACAGCGAGAGCCCCGAUGCAGUACGUCCUUUACUUCCGACUAUUCUUGGUACUGGUGGAGACUGGGUGGCUGUGCACAGGUGUUACUUGGCUAGCGCGUUAUUACCAAACCUGUCCAGUGGACCAAGCUAAGGAUGUUAUGUUGGGUUUGGUGAUAUCGAACUCGUGCCUGCUGGCGUUGAUGAUGGUGACCAUUUGGUGCACGUAUGAUGCAGCUGGCAGGUCCUGGGUGAAGAUGAAGAAAUACCAGCGCAGCAUGAGGGAGGCGGAAUCGAGGGGGGCAAGAUUGCAUUACAAACGCAGCGGCAGCAGAAGUCGAAAUUGGCGACAACGAAAAGUCAUACGUGCUUAUCAGGACAGCUGGGACAAUAGAUGCAGAGUAUUAUUCUGCUGUAUGGGUAACUCCGAUCGCAAUCGAAACUCGUUCGCCGACAUCGCCCGAUUGUUGAGCGACUUCUUUCGCGACUUGGACGUGGUGCCAUCGGACGUAGUAGCUGGUUUGGUGCUGCUCAGAAAAUUCCAAAAAAUCGAGCGCGAGUUGAUAGUUAAGCAACGCAAAAAUGAUACAUACGAGUUCCUGUCGGGAGUGCCGGUCACUUCGCGUACAAAGUUCCUGUCCUUGACGGAGGACGGCGAUCUGGGCCAUUUUCAGUUGGCUAUCCAUUAUAUGCACUUUGCCCUCGCGGCCUAUGGUUGGCCCAUGUUUCUCGUUGAUUCCUCCACCCAACUUUGCCAAUUAUGCACUAGAUUGCAAUGUUGCUGCUGCUUUCCGUGCGGCACUCGUCACGAGGAUAUGGCGACAGUCAUCGACGACAAUUGCUGCCGGUGCAAUUACGCUGCCCUGAGUAGAAUGCUCAUUUUGGGGGAGAUUGAAGUCGUCUAUGCAACCUUCCACGUUGACGUUGGCGAGACGCCCUUCUUCGUUGCGCUCGAUUAUACGAAGAGAAAGAUUGUGAUUAGUAUACGAGGGACCUUAAGCAUGAAGGACGUGCUGACGGAUCUGAACGCCGAAGGUGAGGUGUUACCUUUAUCGCCGCCGAGAGAGGAUUGGUUCGGGCACAAGGGGAUGGUACAGGCCGCUGAAUAUAUACGCAAGAAGCUUCAAGAGGAGGACAUUAUCGCGUGUGCUCGUGCAAAGAAUACCUCUAGGGGUACGCAUCAAUUUGGGCUGACCUUGGUGGGGCACUCAUUAGGCGCUGGCACGGCAGCGAUCCUCGCGAUUCUACUAAAACAGGAUUACCCGGAUCUGAUGUGCUUCUCAUUUGGGCCACCUGGUGGACUGUUGAGCAUGCCUGCCCAGCAAUACACGCAGGAAUUUAUUACCUCCGUGGUGGUGGGCAAGGACGUAGUACCGAGGAUAGGGCUUCGGCAAAUGGAAAGUCUAAGGGCGGAUCUCAUCAACGCUAUAAAGAGAAGUGUCGAUCCUAAGUGGAAGACAAUAGCGUGCUCUGUGAUGUGCUGCGGCUGCGGCUCGACACCUACGUCGGCGGCCAACCUGGAAGCCGGUGGUUGUAUCAGCGAAUACCAACGGGACAAGGACCGGGCGCGUGCUCAGACCAUCGUACCCAGUGAUUCCAGCAUCGCUUUAACUCUGCACAGACCCCUAUAUCCACCAGGACGAAUCAUACACGUGGUGCGACAUCAUCCGAACAAGGGCGAGCAGAAGUAUGAGACGAGUUGGAGACAAGUGUUGAACAAGCGCGAGCCAGUGUAUCAGGCAUUGUGGGCUGGUCCGUGUGAUUUCGACGAAGUGCUAAUCAGCCCAGUGAUGAUACAGGACCACAUGCCGGACAACAUGUUACGUGCAUUGAAUAAGGUUGUGACGACUCUGGGACCGGCGAAACCACAACGACUAGUGUCCGGACACGCGUCCUCGACGGAGAUGUCGUCGGAGACGGCGCGCGAGCAUCAUACGAUUGAAAUCCAGGAGCUGGAGCUGCAAGAGCAGGAAAUGCGAGCCCUGUUGUCGCCAUCCAGCCCGACCAGAUAUCAUUUGGGCAAUUUAGCCGGCACCCCGCCGCACCGGCUCUGCCUGGAGACGAGCUUCACGUCGUUGCAGAGCCCGACGGACAUACCACAGGCCGGUCGUGAACUCAGUGUGGACUCCCGAGGUAUCCCAUGGGAGUACGUCAGCCUCGCCAGCGAGCUACUCAACACGCCCAGGCUGGAAGACGGCAAACCAAGACCGAGUCGCUGGGACGAUUCGCGUACGGCACCCUUGGCUACACCGGAGACACUGUCAGAAGCGUCGACGAGCAGUCCGCCGUCGCCGGUAGUCCCGGUACCUAGGCCAAUGCGACGCACCCCCAAGAUCCCGGGAAACUUGUCGACGGCGGCGGACGAUCUGAAGAAUAAUCUGCACUACGCGAUGCUCUCAGCGAAGAACUACUUCCUGAGGACGGGGGAGCAUGCGGGAGGCAGUAAUAACGGCAGUAGCAGUGGCAACAGUGAGGCGAGUUACGAGAGUGCCAAGAGUCUGGCCGCCGCCGGUCUUCCGCCGCCGGUCCCGAGACGACGGGACUCUGUUAUCGUUAGAAGAGAACAACGAACAUGCACAGCAGCGUGUUGCAGGGACGAUUUGUCGGAGAAUUCGUCAACUCACACAUCCUCACACUCUUCGAGAGUCUCCCGUACUUCGCAUCGCGUACAAGUGGAGUAUAACGAGGAAGAGACCGGUUCCAGUUUGGAUUUCUACGAAGCAAAGGGUUCCUCUGGGCAGCGUGAUAGUAGCAAUGAUGUCUUCCUCAGUGUGCGUAGUUCACCAGAGUGCAAAGGACUUAUGGCACCGGCCACGGAUUUAGGUGCUGAAUGGAAGAAAGGAAUCGAUGCUACCGGCGUGGGCGGUGACGCCUCAUUACCGCUUCUCCGAGGCUUAUCGCCCACACCGACUCCUGGCCAGCACAAUUCACCAUUUUUCAACGCUAAGCGGAAAAAAUACGUGUAUCCCAUUACGUUGGUGGGACGAGGAGAGAGCAGCGUCUAGUCGUAGAUUCUAGAUGAAGAGGCAUAAUCAAUGCGAUUGCGAAGGUCUUCAUUCAGUAAAAAAGCCAAUCGAGAUAAAAGAAAUAAAGUAAUUUCGUUCUUCGUGAUUCAUGUAUGGUUUGAUUCUCUUUAACUUCGAUUAAAAAGAAUAUUUAUUACGUAUAAAAUGACGUUAACUCAGCGAAUUGAAAUAAAACCAAUCGAGGACCACGAGAUACGAUAAUAGUAGUCAGAAAUAGGUGUUUAAAUACAUGUGCCAAAUUUUUCUUCUCCAACUUCCUUUUUUUUCUUUAAUUUACAAAUUUCUUAAAUAAUCAAACCAAACGGUAUUCUAACAGAUGUGUGUGAAGAUCUAGAAUUACAACAUCUUUAAAACACUUUUACGUUUUUUGUACAUUUCAUUAUUCAUUUUCGAUUUAUAAGUUUUCAGACGUACUUUCUUCAA
Atta colombica is the source of this 4204-nucleotide messenger RNA. RefSeq names its product sn1-specific diacylglycerol lipase alpha (gene inaE). The record is from RefSeq and is a predicted model, not a curated record. Lineage: Eukaryota; Metazoa; Arthropoda; Insecta; Hymenoptera; Formicidae. Gene Ontology annotation, cellular component: dendrite membrane; postsynaptic membrane. The coding region runs from base 515 to 3760 and encodes 1081 amino acids. Gene Ontology annotation, biological process: lipid metabolic process. The transcript has 17 exons.